Diplodia corticola is the source of this 2130-nucleotide messenger RNA. Its product is annotated as histone-lysine n-methyltransferase set9. The coding region runs from base 1 to 2130 and encodes 709 amino acids. The transcript has 2 exons. Gene Ontology annotation, molecular function: histone H4K20 methyltransferase activity; protein binding. The record is from RefSeq and is a predicted model, not a curated record. Gene Ontology annotation, cellular component: nucleus. NCBI's taxonomy places the organism in Eukaryota, Fungi, Ascomycota, Dothideomycetes, Botryosphaeriales, Botryosphaeriaceae.
AUGGCCAAGGAGAAAGAAGCGCCGCUCAAAGAGGCGCUCGCGAAGAAGGGCGGCUUGACCCUGUCGCAACUCGCGCAGUACGACGACCUGUCGACGGACGUGCUGGUUGACAAGGUGUACUUCUGGACCACGAUCCGCAAGAACCGCACGCGCUACUCACCCGUGCGGAGCAUCCUCGACGAAGACAUCGCGCGAAUUCUGCGCGAGUCGGUGGUCAUUGCAAAGGACCCGGUGCGAGCGCAAGAGCGGCUGCUCGAGCUGCCGGGUCUGAAGCGCUACCUGGCCAAACUGGCCACCAAGGACGAGAAGGAGCACUUCAAGCGGCAUUUCCGCAAGUACGUCAACCUGUACAUGCCGGACUGCCCCUGGGAAGUCUCGACCACGAACCGCUAUACGAUUACCCAGCACGAAGCCGCCGUUUGCGCGCGCCGCGACAUCCGGAAGAACGAGGUCAUCAAGUACCUGUGUGGCAUCCAAGUCGCCAUAACCAAAGAGGAGGAGGAGACGUUGGAUCUGAACAAGCGUGAUUUUAGCAUCGUCAUGUCGAGCCGGAAGAAGGCUCCUUCCCUUUUCCUGGGUCCCGCACGCUUCGCCAACCACGACUGCGAUCCGAACGCGAGACUGACGACGAACGGCCCGAAUGGCAUGGCGAUUGUCUCAAAGAAGGACAUCGACGUCGGCGAGGAGAUCACAGUGUCGUAUGGCGAGGACUACUUCGGUGAGGACAAUUGCGAGUGUUUAUGUGCCACUUGCGAGAAGCUGGCCAGGAAUGGCUGGGGCACGCCCAAGAAAGAUGCGGAUGGGGACGUGAAUGACUCUGGGAGCCAGAUUCCGCCGCAGGAGGGCCCGUACUCGUUCAGGAAGAAGCGACGCUACGCGACGGAUUCAGCAACGGCUUCGCGCGACACUACCACCGAGCCUAUGGCCCGGGAAGGCGGAAAGAAGAAGGUCGAUACACCGCCAACAUCGCAUCCGUCAAGUCCUAGGGGAACAAAGAGAAAAGCAGAGACAGGGGAGCAAUCAAGGCCAACAUCUUCAGGUUCAGAAAGCCAGAAGCGCCUCAAGGCGAUGGAUGGUACACAGAUUAAGAUGGAGCGCACGGAUUCACAGCAAAGCCAGGACAUCCCUCAAUCGUCUGAAGAGGAGCAAGGCCCGAUGACCACCGCUAUGGCAAGACUUAGAUCUAUUCGCAAUCACCAGCGGGACAGGCUUUUGGCUACGACUCUUGCUGAAUCCGAGUCUGUCAGCGCCAGCUCUCCCGGCUCGUUCAGCGACGCGUCGCACCAGUCUUCGCAAUCGACUGCCGCCACAUCCGUAGACGAGGACCUUUCUGCGAACCCGCCGUCGGAUAGCAUGGACGCACGGAUCAAGACUGAAAUAGAAGUCGAACAGAUCCCAACUAUCGAGGUCACGGUCGACGCCUCAGUGGUUGACACCUCAGUGGUUGACAGCUCAGAGACUCCCACCGUCAUUCCCGCGAGCACCGGCACCCUAGCGAAUGAACCUUUAGAGGAAUCAGAACUCUCCGAGCUCUCUGAUAGCGUUGCUUUUGAUGACGACAAUCAGCAGCUCGUCCGGCAAAAGCGGCUCAACACGCCGCCGCGUACCCGUUCUCAAAACAGCACGACUGCUUCUUCGGCCGCUCCCAUCCCGACGAUAGAGAAUCCGCCCGAUUCCACCGACGAGCCGCUUGAUCCCGACCGCCGCUACCCAGGCGAUUAUACCUUGACCUCCCUUCUCCUCUGCGCAAAGUACAGCCGCUGGGUCAGCUGCCGCACUUGCGAUUGCGACUUCGUCCAGGAAGACGCGUACCUCACGCGUGCUGCGUGCCCGCGUUGUGAGCGCCACAGUAAGCUGUACGGAUAUCUCUGGCCGAAGACGGACAAGGAAGGCAAGCACGACAAGGAGAGGCGUGUGAUGGACCACCGCGAGAUCAACCGGUUUGUGAGUCCGAGCGAGGAGAGGGAGAUCAGAAAGGGAAAGAAGCAGUUGCAGAUGGCGAUCGCGAACAGGAGGGCGAGCGAGAUGAGUGAAAGCAUGAGAAGUGGGAGCAUGGACGGAGAGGGGACACCGUCGAGCUUGAAGAGGGAGUUGAGGAGAAGGUGCAGCCGCCUGAGUACGGCGAAUUGA